Molecule: messenger RNA, 1552 nt
Organism: Daphnia pulex (common water flea)
Lineage: Eukaryota; Metazoa; Arthropoda; Branchiopoda; Diplostraca; Daphniidae
Product: RWD domain-containing protein 3-like
Exons: 4
Coding region: 485-1273 (262 amino acids)
Biological process (GO): positive regulation of hypoxia-inducible factor-1alpha signaling pathway; positive regulation of protein sumoylation
Molecular function (GO): protein binding
Source: RefSeq, a predicted model, not a curated record
CCCUCCGUUUUCCGCCCUUCCUUCUGCUUUAUAUACUCUUGGUGACGUCAGACGGUUUCACUAUGCGCCAAGCAAAGUCGGAGCUCUCGUAUUCCGUUAGGAACCAUGUUUUAUUUCCAUUUCAUUUUCUGACAUUCAUAUUUUUUUUUUACUACUUUUGUUAUAUUACUUAGCAAUUCCGAUUUCUUUGUUAGUUACUUUGGUGGAAACAUGAUUUCACCGUGUAAAAGUGUUAAAUUUUGCUUACGAUUCUCGGCAAGCUCUCAAGUGGAAGUACAAUGCAUUUCUGAUUCAUCUAUAGAAGAGUCAACUUUUAUUGUUGUAUUCAGGUUUCAAGGUUCAUUUAGUAUGUUACAGACCUCAACCACUUCAGCGUUAAAUUUUUUAUUUUUUUUUGGUAGGGUCCAGUCAUUCUAGCAUCCACUCUUCAGUAUCCACCAUAGUCUUCAUUCAUUUAAUGUGAAAAAGCACUAUUGAUACUCAAAUGAAUAAUCAAGAUAUUGCUGAUGAAAUUGAAGCUCUGAGUGCUAUCUUAUGUGCAGCUAGUGAGUUUGAGGUGAAGUCUAGCGAUGAGAACGAAGUGAUACUAGUGAUCCAGCCUCAACAAAUCAAUAGUAAUGUUAUCAGUUUAACUGUCGUUUUGGAUCCUAAAAGUUAUCCCAGUUCUAGUCCACAGCUAUCAGUUCAGAGUCCUAGGCUGAGUCGAGCAGAAUUGCAGAAUCUUGACACACUGAUCAAGCAACAAGCUUCCAAGUUGCAGGGAGAAGUGACAAUUUUAUCAUUAGUUGAAUGGCUGGUGGAAUAUUGUUUACGGUACGAGGAAGAAACGAUCUGCCGUGCAACGAACCCUGUGAUAGAAAGAGAUAUCGAUAAUGAUUAUACGGUUGUUGCCCAGCUGGAUCACAUUCGCAGUAAAACAAUUUACUUAAAAACUCUGAACCAGUGGUUUCGUGAGCUCGAUCUGCACGGAGUCUUGAUCUCCUAUCGAAAGUGGAUAUUUCUCUUGGUCUCCGGGAAAAAAGAUAGUCUCCAGCUGUAUCUAAAACGACACAGGACUCGGAACGUCGACGUCGACUCAGGCGGAAGGCCGUGUAGAGAGCGCAUGCUGACUGUUCUGGGUCAAGUGGAAGAACCGCUCGAUGCCGGCGGCGUACUAGUCGAGGUGGAACUAAAUGAUUCCGGUGAAGACUGGUCAACAUAUUGGAAGAGUAGGUCAUUGUUAGUGAGUAUCUAUCAGAAAUUUAUUCAGCCACAAACUGGACAGAAGAAAUGAUGAAAGUAAUCACAACACACACCAGCAGGGCAGCAACAAGAGAAGUUCAAGUCAUCCGGAAGAUGAAUGAACAUAAAAAUAAAACAAAAGGGAAAAACAAAGAAAACAAACACACAAUCUAACUUCUGUUCAAUCCAUAACCUUUUUUUUCCUUCUUCCGGCGAGAUCACACUCGUCUUUUUCCACUUUUGUUUUUUUUUUGUUUUGUUUUUCAUCCAUUAUUGUACAAAUUGUUAAAUAUACAGCAGUUUUCACGAUACAAAAUUCAUCAAACCCGCA